AUGGCUCAGCAGCAAGUCGAAAAAAAGAAGAGGGCACCCUUGACUCCUUACCCUCCUCCAAAUCCUGUCCAUAUCUGGCCAAAGGUCUACCCUCCAGUUCCCGAAACUUACGCCCCAUUGCUCAACCCACCGCUCGCUUUGGUUGGCCAACUUCCAAAGCUUCCGCACGGCCAGCGUCCGCAGUCUUCCCUCCCUGAUGCCAUCGGCAGGACACAUGUGCUUUCUGCGCACAUCGCCGCUGCUGCAUGGCCACGUGUCAAUUCGGAGCUUUACGUAGAGUCUCAGUGGGCUCCUCCACCAAACGAGACCAAGGAAGAACGCAAGGCUCGUGUUAAACGACACAGCGAGUUCUUGGCCCAACAGUCUUAUGAUAUUGAUAAUGGGCUCGUUGCUACGUGGCCGAAACGCUCCGAAGUGUUGUACAAUGCUUGGAACCGAUAUGCUCGAAAGACCCAAGUUCCAGGAGGCCUGACGCUUAUCGUCACUCAUGCAGUUGGAUUUCCCAAAGAGGCAAAGAUUUUUCAGAUAUGGGAGCCAGCUUAUGCUCAGUUGAUCGAGGCUACUGAGUCGUCUGGCUCAAGAGUGAAGAUCAACGAGAUUUGGGGCUUUGAAGCAACUAAUGCGGGUGAUAGCGCUCUUAUUAACGAGGGAAGAUUGCCCAUUCACUGUCCAUGGACUGACAACGGUCGUGACAUACUCAAUUUCGUCUUGCAUUAUCUCCCAGACCAAUCCACCUCAGGGGAGCUUCCUGUUAACCUUCCCCGCCUCCCAGAUCACAUCGCCACCUCACGUAGGGUGAAUGGAUUCGGAUCUUCCCGUACUCUAGUCGGUGUGGGUCACAGUGCAGGCACGACUGCCCUCUUCCAUGGAGCGAUACAUGAACCCAAGCUUUACAGCUCUCUUAUGGGCUUGGACCCCAUCCUCCUCACCACCGACGUUAAUCGUGGCCCCCAGUUCAGUGCCUGGAUCACUGGCGCGAUAGGGAGAAGAUCACAAUGGCCUUCAAGGGAAGAAGCACACAAGCUACUCGCUGCGUCGCCAUCGUUCUCUUACUGGGAUCCAAGAGUCCUCGAGAUGCUCGUCAAGUAUGGGAUAACAGAGGAUCCGAAGAAUGGACCAACUGCAGUCAAACUUAAGAUGCCCGUCUUUCUCGAGGCUUGCACGUUCGCGGAUAAGAGAUCAGGAAUUGAAACGUUUGAGCAGUUACCGUUGAUUGAUCCCAAGACGGAUAUUAGGUACAUUUACAAUGGGGUAGAUCCGGUUGCCACAGGCGGACUCAGGACGACCCAGCACGCGGCUUGGAGAAGGCCGGUGAAUGUGAGCAAUAAGAGGAUAAAGGCUUCGCACUUAAUGAUCCAGCAAUCGCCUAAUCUUGUUGGCAAGGAGAUUUACGACUUCCUUCAGCUCAAAUAUGGCUCUUCCGGCAGCAAGGCACGGUUAUGA
This is a messenger RNA of Cantharellus anzutake, 1443 nucleotides long. RefSeq lists its product as uncharacterized. The record is from RefSeq and is a predicted model, not a curated record. NCBI's taxonomy places the organism in Eukaryota, Fungi, Basidiomycota, Agaricomycetes, Cantharellales, Hydnaceae. Bases 1 to 1443 code for a protein of 480 amino acids. The transcript has 4 exons.